AUGGCUACUUACUUAUUACACUUGGGCCAGCCACAGCCGUUGGCUUUGGAGCUCUGGAGCUACGGGACGCCAACGCUAGUGUGCAGGCAAAAGUACCGACACCUACAGUACAGUACAGUACUUGCUGUCAACGUGGACGUGCAACAGCACCACGAAUCAUGCCUGCAACAAAGUACAGAGUACCUGUGCGGCCAGUCCGUCGGCCGGAAGAACAUUCGCCGCGGCAUUAAUAUAUCCAUCUCGUCGAGCUCGCCCCGAAGCGCCGACGAUGCCUCUCAAAGCUCGGGCCUUUGCUUCGCCAACAUGCGCGGCCGCCUCGACGGGCUCCUCCUCGCCGUCCGGGCGCUGGUCCUGCUGUCCUGCCCGUCGCUUCGUCCCGCCAUCCACGUCCAUGCCAGUCCCACGCCCGCCGAGCCCGGUGGUCACGACCUCCUGCCCGCCCUCGUCCACCGAGGCUGCGAGUUCGAGCCGGCAGACGUCUUCGCUCGCGGCUUCAAGCCCCGCGCCUCGUGGGGGCCCAUGGUCCAGGAUUACGUCGUGGGGUGGCACGUCAAGCACAGGGGCGGCUCGGCGUACACCUCGACGACGUCGUCGCAGCACGUCGCCGAGAGCUUCGCCGCCUUUGGCACCCUCGUCCACGCCGCCGACGUGGCCCCGGACGCUCCGCCGAUCGAAUGGGAGCGGCGCAAGGGCGACGGCGAGCUCAGAGACAACUGGGUCUACGAAAUCAUCCCGACGGCCGCCUUCGUUCAGGUGUACGGAACCCUCCUACCGGGUUACCGACGACGGGGCCACAGCCUGCGCGAGCCGCAGAUGGAAUACGCCGCCGUCGGGUCCAUCGAUGCCGACCAGAUCGUCGCCGCCUACCGGGUGGCGGACCCCCAGAGGAGACUCCUCUUCAACCCAAACUUCAACUUUGCCUACCUCGGGCUGAAGGCCGGGCCGGGACGUCCGGAGCUGGACCGGGAUCUGUUUGCCCUCGUCAAGGAGGGUAAGGAUGUCCAAGUCUGCACCGAGAUAAAGGAAAAGGCGUUGGAGAUCAGGGCGGCGGCCGAGAAGACAAAGGAAGAUUGCCGACGAGAGUACGAAAAAAGGCCGAGGCCGAGACCGAACUGGCACGAGCACAUGCGCCACGCCGACUUUCUGCAAAGCUUUGCCGACGUCAUUUCCGUCCGACGACGGGAAUCCGGUGCCGACGUCGGGCCGACAAAGGCGACGACGCAUGGCGACGGUUCUCGUCACGACGACGACGACGACGAGGACGACGCCACGUCCCAGGAAAAGGACGAAAAGGACGGCAGGCCCGGAGCAGGCACGCGCUGCAAACGCAGCCAACUGUGCGGUCCCGGAGAGGAGGCCAGAAACCCGACCAAGGCAGCAGAGGCCGGGGCGAAAACGAAGGCUCCAUCGUCUCCCGAGAACGGCGGUCGCCAUCCCCAACGGCUCGACGAGGGCAAAGACGGACACGGCAAAGACCGGCAUAACGGUCGGGACCACGACCGGCACAAUGAGCGGGACCACGGCCAGGACCACAACCAGGACAAUGGCGAGGACAACGGCGAGGACAACGGCGAGGACAACGGCGAAGACAACGGCGAGGACAACGGCGAGGACAACGGCGAGGACAACGGCGAGGACAACGGCGAGGACAACGGCGAGGACAACGGCGACGACAGCGGCCAGGACAACGACUGGGACAACGACCGGGACCACGACCGGGACCACGACCGGGACCACGGCCAGAAGAACAAACAAAACAAGGACCAAAGCAGUGGCCAGAACAACGACCGGAACCACGGCCGCACGAGCCAUGUCGACAGAAAGCACCGAACCGGGCAUUCCCAGCUCCACUGCCCAUUCGUUCGUCGACAUUUUCGUCGCGAUCCUCGAGGCGGCAAAGGGGUCGGAACUGGUGCCGGCCAUGCGAGGCACCAAAGUCGUCCUGGUCGGACGGGUUCCGGAGCAAAGGGCCACGGUGGAAAACAAAGCAGCCUAUUGGACGCUUGCAGUGCCGAAUUAGAACAGAUGGCCUUUGAUUCUUUCCUGGCGACGGCCGAUGGUGCCCGAGCUGGGGCCGAUGGUGCCCGAGCUGGGGACGAGGGCGGCGAAGGAAGCGGGGACGGUGCCGAAUCGGCGGACAACAGCGUGGAUCUGACAUCGUGGAGGCGGCCUGCAAGCAAAGUCGAAUCGGCCGCCAGUCGCCCUUUUGCCGUGACGGAAUGGAUGAAAAGGCACGGCCGGUCAGCUCAUGACAUGCCGGCCGAGGACGAACAGGGAUUCCCAAGCGAACGGGGCUUGCCGCUUGUCCAGGAAAAGAACUUUGCACAUCGACGGCAGUUCAUCACGGGGAGAAAAGUAUCCGUCGGGCUGAAGAACGGCAUAAGCAUAUUCGUGGGCCACGGCCUUGAGACUCGAGGCCAUGGCCACGCCGGGACGGGUUGCCGUUGCCUGCAGGGAAACGACGCAGGGAAAUGGCGCAGAGGCCGUUGCAUGCCACGACCGCCCCAGGCCGGCGACUCGUCUUCCGACAUUCGGUCGACAGAGGUGGCCCAGCAACAAUCACGGAUGAGCCAGGCAAACGGCAUUCGGACAUGCCGCCACCUUCCGGGCCCGCUGUCGAAGCGGACCGGCAGCAGAGCCGUCCGUCGUCCGGUUCGAUGCCAGCAGCUACAGACGCACAUUCAAGCCCAAGCACGCAUCCAGUCGGGUCUGUCGGCGACGGGACCUGGGGCAUCGAAACGGGUGCGGACAAUGUUGGUCCGUGCCCCCUUCAAUAGCAAGCGCAACACACAGCAAGACGGCGUCGGCUUCCCGGAGGCGCAGUCUAGAGCCACCGAAACGCACGAGUACUACUCCCACUCCGGCCAGUGCGGCAACAAGUACCCGUCCCUGUUGGCACGAGAUGCAUGA
Messenger RNA from Drechmeria coniospora, 2910 nucleotides. RefSeq lists its product as uncharacterized. The record is from RefSeq and is a predicted model, not a curated record. The transcript has 6 exons. Lineage: Eukaryota; Fungi; Ascomycota; Sordariomycetes; Hypocreales; Ophiocordycipitaceae. Bases 1 to 2910 code for a protein of 969 amino acids.